AUGCAGUUUUUGUCAGCUAGAACUUUGUUGUACCUCAGGGUAUGUUUCCUUGCAACUAUUACUUAUUAUUCUGUAAGAGAUCCAUCGGUAAUCUUUAACUCAGGAUUUGUAUUCUUACUUGGGCAAGCGAUGGAGUUACCCACCAUUCAAAUUGAAGACCUCAACGAUCCUAUCUUUGGAUUGGUGGCCCUUGCCUUUGGAUCUUUGACCAUUGCUGAAGUAGUUCCAUUAUUUUCAGAUAACAUUGAAUACUUUGAAAGUAUUGUACCUGCAAGAUUAUUCAUAUAUUUCGUUGUAGGGUUCACUUCAUAUGGUGGGUAUUCUGAGACACUUAGUAAUAAUGUCAUUUUUGUAUAUGCAUUUUUCGAAGUUUGGUUUAACUUUUUGAUUUUCACCAAUUUGAGAGAUGAGCGUUAUAAGAGAGUGAAGAAGUUGUUGGAAGAGGCUCAAAAGAAGGGAGAUGUCAACUUGGAAGGAUUGAACCAAAGUCAAAUUGAUGUAGUUAUGUCUGAAUUGUUACAAAGGUCCAAGGAAUAA
This is a messenger RNA of Dujonia railenensis, 537 nucleotides long. NCBI's taxonomy places the organism in Eukaryota, Fungi, Ascomycota, Pichiomycetes, Serinales, Debaryomycetaceae. The record is from the annotation of a GenBank genome assembly.